Molecule: messenger RNA, 4021 nt
Organism: Epinephelus moara (kelp grouper)
Lineage: Eukaryota; Metazoa; Chordata; Actinopteri; Perciformes; Serranidae
Product: inactive serine/threonine-protein kinase TEX14-like
Exons: 23
Coding region: 246-3791 (1181 amino acids)
Biological process (GO): attachment of spindle microtubules to kinetochore; mitotic sister chromatid separation; mitotic spindle assembly checkpoint signaling
Cellular component (GO): midbody; intercellular bridge; kinetochore
Molecular function (GO): ATP binding; protein binding; protein kinase activity
Source: RefSeq, a predicted model, not a curated record
CUUUGAUUGGCCGAGAGGCGAUGGUGGCAAGUGACAGCUCUUACAACCCACGAGCACAAAUCGGUCAAAGAAAAAAAUAGUUUACUGAAAACAGUUAACUGCCAGCAGAAGACAAUCACAAGUUAUCUAUACUGGUCCUCUGGAACUCCAACCAACACUGUCACCUCAGCUUACAGAGCCUCGAGCCAGGUGUUUGAACUGCUGUACUGACCAAGCCAUCUGUUGGGUCGAUCAGAUGAAGCAGGAUGACUGCAUUGCCAUUCGUCUGUCCUGUACACAUGGGUGUUGUUACCACUGGUGGCCUACAUGCUCAACUGCACAAAUACACUUUGGAGAGAAAUCUGAUCAAAUUGGAGAAACUGCUGAAUAAGGGUGUUGACGUCGACUGUGUCAACCACCUGGGUCAGACUCCGUUAUUCUGUACUGCUCUGUUGGGCCAAGUGAAGGUGACCAAACUGCUCCUGCAUCACGGAGCUGACCCCAACCAUCGCUGUGAGGACUGGAGCACCCCAGUUCAUGCAGGCGUAUUCUCCUGUAACCCCUCAGUGGUGAGUGAGCUGCUGGAUGCUGGGGGAGAUCUAAGACUCCAUGAUGGGGAAGGCAGGACGCCCUUUGACUGGCUCAGGUUUGUGAAGCAGGAAGACAGGGUCAAGAUGCAUGACUUCCUGGAGAGCUGCAUGUUUUCUAUGCAACAGCUGUGUGAGAGCCCAACCUUGACAAAGCUUUACUGUUGCCCAUCCCGCAUGUCCACCUCCAGCUUGUUACACCCUGUAUCAUUGCUGGAUCGCAUAAAAUCACGUGGAACUGACAUGCAGUUCAAAAGGAGGACAAACACCAAAUCUUCCUGCACAACAGCCCACUGUUUAGGCUUUGGAAAGGUGUGUGUAAACACACCAUUCCAGGCACUGGCUGUGCCAGCUUCUAUUCCACUGAUCCGAGAGAAUGAUCUGACCAAGGCUGAUCAAGAAACUUUGCUGUCCUUCACCUGUGGCUCUUUGACCUCCAUGACCAAUUCCAGGUGGAGGGGCUCCAGGGUGACAGUAAAAACACUGAGGGACAGUCACACAGCCUAUUUGGACCUGCUCCUCAUAGAACAAUACUACUGCAGUCAGCUAUUCCACCCGCAGUUGCUGCAGCUGAUGGCUGUGAGUCUGUCUGAUGACCUCCAGAGGACCAGUUUGGUGUUUGAACCAGUCAGUGUUGGAACACUGCACAACCUGCUGCACAACAGGUGUGCAGAGUUCCCAGUGCUGCAGGACAGGUGGCUGCUGUCAGUGUUGCUGCAGGUGUGUGAAGGUCUGGAGUACAUUCACAGGGGAGGCCUGGUGAUGAGGGCCCUAUCUUCCCACACUGUGGUCCUCACAGAGUUUGCAGUAGCCAAACUAACUGGUUUAGGCUUCAUUGUCCCCAGCAGUCAAAGUACAUGUGUCAAAUCCCCCAUCCACAUAGUCUUGCCCCCAAGCCUUUACAGAUGGGCUGCUCCAGAAGUCAUUAAACAGCGGCCGUGCACAAAGCAGGCAGACAUCUACAGUCUUUGUGCUCUGAUCCAGGAACUCUACACAGACAAUGAACCAUGGGGCACACUGGACCUGAAUGGGAUCAAAAUGGUGAUAGAUUCAGGACAGGUCCUGGCAGUAGACAGCAGCAUUCCACAGCCUUACUAUAAUGUGGUCCUUGAAGGCCUGCAGCAGCACCCACAGGACCGCACGUGCAGCCUGCAAAGCCUGUACAACACUCUACGACAGGACAUCAAGAGGUUCUCCCUGGAGGAACAGCUGCGUGGUGGGCUGUGUGCUUACCCAGAACAAGAGCCUGAGGUCCAGGACACAACACAGCAUAGCAUCAUUGGAGAACGAGUGCAGAGCAGUACUAAGCACAACACAAAAACAUGCAGGAUUCCCAUGAUUGUCAGGCCAGUAACAGUGAAGGCAGACACAAUAGUGAAAAGACAGGUCCACUUGGACAGACAACUGUACAGAGGAGCAAAGCCAGAGCUGGGACAAGGAGAAUCCAUGUUCCACCAAGUCUGCCCUUCCACACACAUACUUCCUCUGCUUGACGAGUUUGAGUUACGUAGUGUUGAGGAAGAACCUGAACCAGAGGCAGACAUAAUCUGGGAGAUAAUGGAGCAGCUGGAUGGCCUGAAGCUGUCAAAGUUAGCAAUGGAUGAGCAGAUCAGUACCAUUGCAGUCAACCUCAAAGUGUCCCAGGAGCUGGUGCAGCAGGCCAACAGGAGCCUAGACACAGUGGAAAAACACCUCCAGCUGGCCCACAGAGGGGAAGAUCAACUGGACUCAGUGACCGGACUCAGAGAUGCUCCUCUCUGUAUCCACACCAACUCUUCUUGUUCCUCCUCCACCUCUUCCUUCUCUAUGUCCUUCUCAAAUCUUUCAGGAGGUAGUGCUGCUGUUGGACCACCUUCAAAGCAGUACACACUUUUACCGCGCAGGAGAGAUAACUGGGUAAAAAAACUGGAGGCCCAGCUUUUGAGUAGAGAAUGGGAACUGCUGAGCCAGGAAGAGCUGGCCUUAUGGCAGAGUCACUAUCCAGCUGAACAACAGCAGGAUGAGGGGGACUUGUCGCUGCCUUUCCUUUCCUUAGGUUGCUACAAGACAGAGAGCCAUUCAGUGGGAGCUGAUGACAGCACAGACAAGCUGAGCAAGUACAGAUCAGCUCUGGACAGCAGCCUUCUCACCAUCCUCUCUGGGAAGAAGCAGCAGAUAUCCAGUUCACAAGAAAAUGCAGACAUUACACUGGAGGUGUGCAUGCCAGCAGCUCGUGAGAGUCAACUGCUAGAUACUCAAAUCACCAAAUAUGAGAGCUUUCCAGACAACUUUGAGAAAAUAGAACAUGAUCCUGAUAUUAGUGGAAUAAAGGCUCAGUAUACACCUGACACUAACAUGGCUCAGUUAGACAUGGCUGAACUCUCCAGCAUCACAUCUUCUCCAGCUCAGCUUCAGAAAAAACACUACAGUAUCUCUGUCAACGUACGAGCAUCACCCUGUAAUAGUACCCCACGUAGCGCAGACGUACACCAGCGUGUGAUGACAGGUGUUAUUAACUCCCCUGUCUGCAGCCACCUUAGCUCUGUGUUUCUCAGGACCGAGAGUUUCAGCAUACCAGGAGAAGGCUCAGAACAGCCUCUACCUGCCAGCAGUCCUCAGGGCUUCCUCACAGGCAGCCAGGAGAAAGAGCUGUUCACAGAUACUGUAUCUCCCAGCUCCACCGUCCACACAUGCUGCAGCAUGGUGGAAGGAGAGCACAAAGUACAAGAGAAAGAGGAAGGCAAGGAAGCAGGAUCAUCUAACCAGGAGCAGAGUGAGGAGAGGCAGGAGGAAAUGGAUGGAACUAGACAACCAAAGGUGUAUGUGGAGGAGGAAGAUAGGGCAGAGGAGGAACUUGAGGAAAGGGACAAAGGAUUGCAGAUGGUCAAACAGUGCAGUCAAGGAAAAGAAAACAUGACAGAGGAGGAGGAGGAGGGAGGACAGCAUGUUGAAGAAGACAGUGAGGAAGGAGAGCAUGGCUGGUGUGACCCACAGAGAGAUGUGGGAUCAGUAAAGGAAGAGGAGGAUGAAGAAUAUGUCGAUGACCGGAGUGAGCUUGGUGCUAGUACUGACUUAGAGGGAGAGGAUCAAGAGAACGAUAACAUGCUCAGCCUGUCUCCAGGGUCACAGCACAGUUCCAGUUUAUUGGAGGACACUGACAGAGCGCACUCAACACUCGAUGAUGUGCUGCAGGGCUUUUUAGUGGAGGGCACCAGAAAGAGCCCAGGAACAAGUAAAGAAGUGUGAGUAUCAAAUACAGACAGGCUGGGCAUGAUUUCAGUGCUGCUAAAACUUAUUCUUCAAAUUCACAUUCAAUUCAUAUACUAACUUUUUUCAGUUUAUUUUAUGGAGUAAAGACUGCUCAGUUAAACCUGCAAGCAAGUUAUUUUCUCUACAUCAGUUCAACAUUUUUUAGGCUGACCAAACGUCCUCUUUUGCCCGGACAUGUCCACUUUUCACGUCCUGUCUGGGGCGUC